Carica papaya (papaya) is the source of this 626-nucleotide messenger RNA. It is a transcript of the gene RTFL14, whose product is annotated as ROTUNDIFOLIA like 14. Gene Ontology annotation, biological process: negative regulation of cell population proliferation. Lineage: Eukaryota; Viridiplantae; Streptophyta; Magnoliopsida; Brassicales; Caricaceae. The record is from RefSeq and is a predicted model, not a curated record.
AUGUGUGUGUAUAUAUAUAAAUACAAGGCCUAGCAACAUCCAAGACACAACUCAGCUCUUAAAUAAAGUUUUUGGUUUAACCAAAAAAAAAAAAAUCUUACCAACUAAAAUGGCAGCAAGUCCAUUUUCAAUGAGGACCAUCAAGGUUCGAUCAUGGCAGCGAUGUUCGAAACAGAUUAGAGAGCAGCGAGCAAGGCUGUAUAUUAUAUGGAGGUGCACGGUGUUACUUCUAUGUUGGCAUGACUAGUGGGAAGAGUUCUUGGAGCUGGGAAGAAGAUGAACUGGAUUCUGGAGAGUUAAAACAAGCUCCUUGGUUGGUUUUCUUUUUUUGUUUCAAAAAAAAAAUUUCUUUUUAAUAGAUGGAUGGAUUGUCAGUGUACAGUUUACAGACAUGAAUGAAUUACAGCUUCAAUCGGGUAGGAGAUGAAGAAAUUAGGUGAGGGUGUACAACAUGUAUAGAUAACUUUGUAUAAUAGAGAGAAAGAAGCUCAUCAAAUGAAUGAUGACUUCUAAUUAACAGAUGAACAGCUUCUUGAUUUUUCUUAUUAAGAUUACCGAAAAUUUUCUGGUGAAUAAAGGCAUUUGAUGAGAGAGUGUUAUUAUAAAGUAAAAGUUCAUUCAACAAA